This is a messenger RNA of Phlebotomus papatasi, 986 nucleotides long. RefSeq lists its product as uncharacterized. The transcript has 2 exons. The record is from RefSeq and is a predicted model, not a curated record. Lineage: Eukaryota; Metazoa; Arthropoda; Insecta; Diptera; Psychodidae. The coding region runs from base 129 to 674 and encodes 181 amino acids.
UUGGAUUUUCCAAGGUUUGAGGUUAGGAUACUUUAUUGUUUUCUUUUAUUGGUGCACACAAUAAUCAAUUAUUUGUGAAAAUUUGUGUUAUAAUAUCAAUUUCCCGAGUGUAAUAUUGGUUGAAAAAGAUGACUUCGCGGAGAGAAAGGAUUUUUGUGAUCAACGAGAAUGAAGUGAUCCACAUUUUAUGUCCUGAAGACAGCGAUGAGGAGGACAAUAUUGUUCUAGAUGAGAAUAAUAUUAUAAUUUUGGAACAAAACGCUGAUGAAAUGGACUGUGAAGUCCUCCUACAAAGUUCCUCCUCGCCGGUGCAACUCACGGUUCCAGAGGGAUGUUCAUCUGGUUCUGAGGCUUGCAAUCGCAAGGGCAUGAAGCGGAAGGCAACAAGCGUCAAUGCUGUUGAAAACAUUUCUACAAAAGCACAAAGGAUUGACCAUGAUGUUGUGGCCGAUGCAAUGAAGAAUGGGAAGAAGAAUGAACCUCGCCUGAGAUGGUCUAAAGAUUUCACCCCAAUUGAGCAGGAGGAAUCUAGGUAUCCUUUCGGAGAUGUGAAAGCUAAGUUCGAUGAUGUAGAAUUGACGCCUUACAACGUUAUUCUUGAGACCAUUUACUUCUCAGAGCUUUCUGCAAUAAUCCUUGAACAGACACAUAUUUACACCAGUUUAUUGGGAUAAACUUGAUAAUGGGAUACCACAUUUUACCCCAUAUUCGCGACUACUGGUCCACUUCUCCUGACAUGGGCGUCCCUUUCAUCUCAUCGACCAUGACUAGGGACAGAUUUGAAAGCAUUAGAAGUGCUCUCCAUUUCAGCAACAAUGCCACGGCAGAUAAAAACGAUCGAGCUCGCAAAGUACGCCCUUUGAUUUCCCAUUUUAAUAAAAGUUUCCAAGACGCCCGUGAACCUUCGAAGAGGCAAUCUUCUGAUUUUUUAUAUUUAUUUAUAUUAUAUUUAUAUUAUUUACAAAAAAUAAUAAAGAAAAAUAGUA